CCCUAUACCCAACCCAAUCCAACUCCAGCCCAUCCCAACACCAACCCUAACCCUGACCCCAGCCCCAACCCUAAACACAGCCCGGAACCCGAUCCCAACCUCAACCCCAAUCUCAACCCUUACCUCAGUGCCAACCCCAACCCCGACCCUAAACCGAACCCAACACCAGCCCCAACCUCAACCCUGACCCAAAACCCAACCCAACGCUAACCCCAACCUCAACCCCAACCCUAAACCAAAUCCUCAUCCCAACCUUAACUCCAACCCCAACCCAACCUCAACCUUAACCCCGGCCCCAACCCCAACCCUGACCUUAACUCCAACCCCAGUUUCCACCACAACACCAACCGUCGCCCCAACCCUGACCCCAAACCCAACUCUGACCCCAAACCCAACCUUAACCCCAGUCCCGACCCUGAUGCCGUCCUUGACUCUGACCCAAUCCCAAUCCCAGCCCAACUCCAACUCCAAAUCCAACACAACCCCUACCCUGACCCCAGCCCUGACCGUGACCCUGAUCUCAACUCCGACCCCAAACCCCAAACCCAACCCGACCCCAAACCCAGCCCCGACUUCACCCCUUCCCCACGUCGGGUCGCCGCUCGGUGCCCCGCAGGCGGCGGGGGGGCCCCGGGAUCCGCCUGGUGGCGUCAAUGGCAGGAACUGGGUGGGAGCCGCCCGGGGGGGCCCUCCGGAUGUCCGCCCACCGGGGGGCACCGGGACCACCGCCCGCAGCGGCACCGGGCCCCGCGGCGGCCGCGCUCGGGAGGCUCCGUCCCCGCACGCCAAGGUCCCGCGCCCUCAGCGCUCGGUCCUGUGUGGAGCGGGCGGAGGUCCCGGCUCCCCCCACGGCGGCUCCAGAGGAAGCGGCCGCUCCCGCAGCGCCAUGGGGAACCUGCCCGCUGUGCUGCCCGGCGCCGCGCGCUCAUGCGGGCUCUGCUCCCGGCAGCUCAGCCCCGCGCCCGAGGAGGGCUCCGGCCCCGACAAGGGAAGCCCCGUGCCCCCCCGGCACGCAGAGCCCACGCGUUUCGCCCGCCUGAAGAACUGGGAGACGGGGAGCAUCGCCUACGACACGCUGUGCGCCCAGGCCGAGCAGGAGCUGCCGUGCUCGGCGCGGCGCUGCCUGGGCUCCCUGGUGCUGCCCAAGCAGCUGCCCGUGCCCGGCACCGAGGGCGGCCGCAGCGGCCCCGAGCUGCUGGCGCUGGCACGGGACUUCAUCGACCAGUACUAUGCGUCCAUCCGGAGGUGAGUGCCGCCCUCCUGCCCCACUGCGCCCCAUAGCACUGCCCCAUGGCACUGCCCCCCGCCCCGCAUCCCAUAGCCCUGACCCUGUCACUGCCCAACGGCAUCACACGGUGCUACCCCCAUCCCUGACCCCAGACACCCCAAAUCCCCCCACCCCAUGGUGCCCCACAGCGCUGUCCUCUAGGGCACCCCAUAGCCCUGUCCCCAUUCUCCCCCAAAGCACCCCAUAGCCCCAUCUCUCUCCCUGCACAGAAGCAUCACGCUGUGCUGUCCCGUUCUAUCCCACGGCACCCCAAAUCCUCAUCCUCAUCCCUGCCCACAGCGCUGCCCCCAUCCCUGCCCUGUGACAACCCAAAUCCUCAUCCCCAUUCUUGCUCCUUUGUGCCCUAAAUCCUCAUCCCCAUCCCUGCCCCACAGCAU
Numida meleagris (helmeted guineafowl) is the source of this 1665-nucleotide messenger RNA. RefSeq names its product nitric oxide synthase 3 (gene NOS3). The transcript has 3 exons. Bases 419 to 1249 code for a protein of 276 amino acids. Gene Ontology annotation, biological process: nitric oxide biosynthetic process. NCBI's taxonomy places the organism in Eukaryota, Metazoa, Chordata, Aves, Galliformes, Numididae. Gene Ontology annotation, molecular function: nitric-oxide synthase activity. The record is from RefSeq and is a predicted model, not a curated record.